AUGAAGGCUCAAACAGCAUUGGCCGGCCUGGUGUCGGUCGCCGCCCUCCUCCCUGAAGCUUCGGCCGCCGAUGUUGUUGUUAUCCGUAACCCCUCUCUCAAAGAGGCCGCUGCAGAGGCUCUUGCUGCCCCGCUCAUCGCUCUCGACAGGCGUGCAGCACCUGAAGCUCCCGAUGGCUAUAUCCCUACACACGUCGACUGCCCUUCAGAUCGCCCUGUCAUCCGCGAUGCAUCUACGAUCUCCAACAACGAGACUGAAUGGCUCUACGUACGAAGAAACAACACCGUUUCCGCUAUGAGAGACUUGCUUGGUCGCAUGAACAUUACUGGAUUUGACACAAACUCAUACAUUGAUAGCGCGGCAAACAAUGUUAGCGCUCUUCCCAAUAUUGCUAUUGCUGGAUCAGGCGGUGGUUACCGCGCCAUGAUGAACUACGCUGGUGCUGUGGCCGCCUUCGACAACCGCACUACCAACUCUACUGGAGCAGGUCAACUCGGUGGUCUCCUCCAGGCCUCCACUUAUCUCGCUGGUCUUUCAGGUGGUUCGUGGUUGGUUGGAAGUUUGUUCAUGAACAACUUUACCUCUGUCGAGAGCAUCUUGAGCCAGGACACUCCCGCCAGCAACAGCGGAGGCACAUGGCAGUUUGAACAAACCAUCUUCGAGGGUCCUGAAGAAAGUGGCCUCUCGAUUCUGAACACGGCUGAAUAUCUCCAUGACAUCUACGACACUGUUCAAGGCAAGAAAGAUGCUGGUUAUGAAACAUCCAUUACCGACUACUGGGGCCGUGCUCUUUCUUACCAGUUGAUCAACGCUAGCAUGGGAGGUCCUGCUUACACCUUCUCAUCCAUUGCCGAUUCUGAUCAAUACAGAGCUGGCGAUACUCCUAUGCCCAUCCUCGUCACUGAUGGUCGUGCCAGAGGCCAGCUUGUUGUCGGUGGUAAUGCUACUAUCUACGAAAUCAACCCUUGGGAGCUUGGUACCUUCGAUCCGACCACUUUUGCAUUCGCCCCCAUUCGCUAUCUCGGAUCAAACUUCUCCGAUGGUGUGGUCGUACAAGGAGACAUGCAGUGUGUACGUGGGUUUGAUAACGCUGGUUACAUGAUGGGCACAUCCAGCUCUCUUUUCAACGAGGCUUUCCUCAAAGUCAACGGUUCCACUGGUCUGAUCAACCAGGCACUUACUGCUAUCUUGGCCGACAUUGGUCAGGACAACGAAGACAUUGCUAACUACCCCAACCCCUUCUUUGGCUACAACAACGCGACCAGCCGUAUCGCCGACACCGACCAGCUCACUCUUGUUGAUGGUGGUGAAGAUGGACAGAACAUCCCUCUCCACCCUCUCAUUCAACCUGAGAGACACGUCGAUGUUAUCUUCGCAAUCGAUUCGUCUGCCGAUACUACCGCUGACAAUGGCGCCGCCAACUGGCCUAACGGUACUUCUCUCGUCGCUACCUACGAACGUACCUUCUUGCCCAUCUCCAACGGCACUUCCUUCCCCUCCAUCCCUGACCAGCAGACCUUUGUCAACCUUGGUCUGAACUACCGCCCAACCUUCUUUGGCUGCAACGCUAGCAACACCACCCAUAUGACUCCUCUGAUCGUCUACCUUCCCAAUGCUCCUUACGUCUACGCAAGUAACGUCAGCACCUUCGACCUGCAGUACAACGACACCCAGCGUGACUACAUCAUCGAGAACGGCUACGAUGCUGUCACUCAGGGCAACAGCACCCUCGACGCUCAAUGGCCCACUUGUGUCGGCUGCGCCAUCCUCAGCCGCUCGCUCGAUCGCACCAACACCGAGGUCCCUGAAGUCUGCAACCAGUGCUUCCAGCGCUACUGCUGGGACGGCACUGUCGACUCGACCGUCAACACCACCUACGAGCCUGCAUUCAAGCUCUCCAAGGAUGAGGUGCUCACCUUCAAGAACAGUGGCUCCAAGGGCGCUGUGCCUUCAUUGGCAUUUGCAAUGUCCGCUGUCGCUGCUAUCAUGAUGGUCAUGUAG
Molecule: messenger RNA, 2001 nt
Organism: Aureobasidium melanogenum CBS 110374
Lineage: Eukaryota; Fungi; Ascomycota; Dothideomycetes; Dothideales; Saccotheciaceae
Product: lysophospholipase Plb2
Exons: 1
Coding region: 1-2001 (666 amino acids)
Biological process (GO): glycerophospholipid catabolic process
Cellular component (GO): intracellular membrane-bounded organelle; cytosol
Molecular function (GO): A2-type glycerophospholipase activity
Source: RefSeq, a predicted model, not a curated record